Messenger RNA from Amborella trichopoda, 433 nucleotides. The record is from RefSeq and is a predicted model, not a curated record. NCBI's taxonomy places the organism in Eukaryota, Viridiplantae, Streptophyta, Magnoliopsida, Amborellales, Amborellaceae.
UAAUGCACAGAUUUCUUUUAGGUACAACAAGAGUUUGUUGGGAGAUAAAUUGGGGAAAUUUCCGGCUCCCUUGCUGAUGAAUACAGUCCAUUUUGCAAUGCAAGCAGUUUUCUCGAGGCUCAUUCUGUGGUAUUGGUCCAUGAAAUCCGGUGGAACAAUGUCAUGGACAGAUUACUUCAUUAGAGUUGUACCAACGGCUAUUGCGACAGCACUGGAUAUAAAUCUGAGCAAUGCUUCUCUUGUUUUCAUAUCUGUCACAUUUGCUACCAUGUGUAAAUCCGCUUCUCCAAUAUUUCUCCUCCUAUUUGCAUUUGCAUUCAGGUUGGAGAGUCUGAGUAUUAAGCUGCUGGGGAUCAUACUCGUUAUCUCCAUUGGAGUCCUAUUGACAGGUUGGGGUGAUUUUACCAAUACUUCUACUGCUCAUUAUUAUUGA